AUGUCGACGAUCACUACCAAGCUUGCCGAGAUUGGGAUCCCUGUCAGCCGCAAGGAUUGGCCGUCCGCCGCGCCAUGCAACGAGCUGUACCGCUUCAACUCGAGGGACAGUCAGCAAUUCGAGACGUCGAUGCCUCCCCGGGCCCGAUCCAUGGAGUACACAACGGGUCGCAGGUUCAUCCUCGGCAAUCGCCACUCUCAGCCCGUUCCCUACGUUCUCUCCCUGAUAUCCAAUCUCUUGGUGGAGCAACGUGACCCAGAUGCGAGCUCUACCGACACGGUCACAGCCUUCCCGCAGAUCACAGCCUACAUCUGUGAGAAAAGGAACGACCCCAGAUCCGAGUCCCAAACCGCGGCGAUCCUCGCCGACGCCGCGGUGUCUUGCUUCACGGACGCCACGUACGGAAGCGGAUACGGUCAAGAACCCAUCAUCAUUCCCCAUACCAAGCAAGCCAUGCUGGACGAGCUCCACAAGCUUGACAAGUUUGCCGAAGCGAUUACGCUACGAGCUCGAGAGCUCGAUCCUCGGAGGGUGGCCGGCGAAGAGAUCUGCUACUUUGACAGCGCCAACCCUGAUCACUGGUCCGAUGCUUUAUCCCUAUUCGCGGACUUCGAUACCAAAGUUUACCAUGCGCAUCGUUUCUCGUUCAAGGACCCAACCCUCACUGUGGGUAUCUUGGACGACCACGGGAAGCUCAGAUUCACUGCCUCGAUCCGUCACCGUCCCAGUCCGCAGAUCGAUGUGGCAGACUCGUUUGUGGUCGAUGUCAGUGGCGGCGAACCGGCCGUGCAGGAGGUCAUCGCGAGGUUGCUGGAUGAAGAGAACAGCAAAGCCGUGACCACAAGCGCCAUACAGUCAGUUGCCGACUUUGCUGCCGAUUGCGCUAUAGAAGCGAGACUUCAAUCAGCUCUUGCUUCCCAGCCGCUUGGAGGUCGACUGCUGCAAGCAAUGCCAACCGCAGCGGAUCUGCCAGCAUGGAAUGAGCGAUCACCUUACAACAUUCCCUUCGACUUGAUGCCACAAGGCACCCAGAUCCUGACCGAAACGCUGUGCACCCUUCUGAACCGCAGGUGGGCCGCCAACACAGCCUUGACCACUCUUUCUUCCCCAAAUGCGAACGACUUGCGAUGGGGUGUCAGAAAACUGGUCCUCGCUGCGAGGGCAGAGGAACACGGUGCAGCGGCGCAUGGAACAGAGUCAAUGGUGGGAACGGCCGAUCAGGCGAAAUGA
Messenger RNA from Dioszegia hungarica, 1230 nucleotides. RefSeq lists its product as uncharacterized. The record is from RefSeq and is a predicted model, not a curated record. Bases 1 to 1230 code for a protein of 409 amino acids. NCBI's taxonomy places the organism in Eukaryota, Fungi, Basidiomycota, Tremellomycetes, Tremellales, Bulleribasidiaceae. The transcript has a single exon.